CUCCUGAAAGGUGAGCUCUGGACCAAGGACUGGUCCUGAUCCUGUCUGUAUAGCAGUGACUGGACGUGGUUCCUGAGCAGCGCAGUCAUGGGCAGACCAGAGGGGUUGGCCAGGCCACCUCUGGUGUCAGCUAUGGCGCUCUCCCUCCUGGCACUCUCUUUCCUCUCCACUGGGGUCUUCAGCCUCCCUCAGCCCCUGCCAAGAGUCUUCCUACCCUUCGAAGACCUGCAGGCCUCCCAAUCCUUUGAACACUACAGUCUGUCAGACAAGGCUAUGGACUACAGGAUCCUGCACAUGGAUGAGGACCAGGACAGGAUGUAUGUGGGCUGCAAAGACCAUGUCCUCUCCAUGGACAUCAACAACAUCACCCAUGGUACACUUAAGUUGUUUUGGCCUGCGUCUACCAGCAAAAUAGAGGAAUGCCAAAUGGCAGGCAAAGACCCUACGCAUGGCUGUGGGAACUUCAUCCGCGUGGUGCAGCCUUAUAACAGAACUCAUCUGUUCAUGUGUGGCAGUGGAGCGUACAGUCCCGUCUGUGUGUACAUCAACAGGGGCCGCAGACCAGAGGAGCAAGUAUUUCACAUUGACUCGAGGUCCGAAUCUGGAAAAGGGAGGUGCUCCUUCAACCCUCAAGUGAAUACUGUUUCUGUCAUGCUCAACCAGGAACUGUUCUCAGGCAUGUACAUUGACUUCAUGGGGACAGAUGCUGCCAUCUUCAGGAGCCUGACCAAGAGAAAUGCAGUGCGGACUGACCAGCACAACUCCAAGUGGCUUAGUGAGCCUAUCUUUAUCGAUGCCCACUUGAUACCAGAUGGAACAGAUCCCAAUGAUGCCAAAUUAUACUUUUUCUUCCGUGAAAGGCUAACGGAUAACAGUGGAAACACUAAAAAUAUCCACACUAUGGUGGCCAGAGUGUGUCCAAGUGACAUCGGAGGACAGCGGAGUCUGGUGAACAAGUGGACCACCUUCCUAAAGGCCCGGAUGGUGUGUUCAGUUCUGGAGGAAGACGGCACCGAGACACACUUUGAUGAACUGGAAAGUGUGUUUUUGCUGGAAUCCGAUCAUCCCAAGGGCUUGUUGGUGUUUGGAGUCUUCACAUCCACAAGCUCCGUGUUUAAAGGGUCAGCAGUGUGUGUGUACAACAUGGCCGACAUCCUCACCGUCUUCAACGGACCCUUCGCUCACAGAGACGGGCCAAACUUUCAGUGGGUGGCGUUUCAGGGGCGCAUCCCUUAUCCAAGGCCUGGAACUUGCCCCGGUGGAGCCUUCACACCUGACAUACAGACAACCAAAGAGUUCCCAGAUGAUGUGGUGACCUUCGUACGGAACCAUCCGGUCAUGUUUAACCCCAUAUACCCAGUGGGGAGGAGACCUCUUGUGGUUCGUACCAACGCAGACUACAAAUAUACAUCGGUGGCUGUGGACCAGGUCAUGGCUGCAGACGGCAACUACCAGGUGCUCUUCCUAGGCACAGACAAAGGUACAAUACAGAAGGUGAUUGUGCUGCCAACCAAUCAGUCCCUGCAUGAAGAUCUGAUUUUGGAGGAGCUGGAAGUGUUUAAGAACCAAGCUCCUGUUACAAACGUGAGAAUAUCCUCAAAAAAACAACAGCUGUACGUCAGCUCUGAGUUCGGGGUCUCGCAGGUCUCCCUGCACCGUUGUCACGCUUACGGCUCGGCUUGUGCUGACUGCUGCCUCGCCAGAGACCCCUAUUGUGCCUGGGAUGGACUGAGCUGCUCCCGCUUCUAUCCUACCGGCAAAAGGAGGAGCAGGAGGCAGGACAUUAUACAUGGAAAUCCACUCACUCAAUGCAGAGGAUUCAAUCUCAAAGCCUACAGGAACGCAGUGGAGAUGACGCAGUUUGGCGUGAAAAACAACACCACCUUCCUGGAGUGUCUGCCCAAGUCUCCCCAGGCCUCUAUCCGUUGGCUUAUACAAAGGGACAAUGACAGAAGAAAAGAGGUGAAACUGAGUGAUCGCGUCAUUUCCAGCGAGCACGGCCUCCUCAUCCGCUCCGUCCAGCUGUCUGACCAGGGUCUUUACUACUGCCUUACCACAGAGAAUGGCUUCAAACGCACCGUCGCCAAGAUCCGCCUGCGCGUGCUAAGUGAGGCCAUGGUGAGCGUGCUGACAGACAAGCAGCAGUCGCCAUGGGCGUGGGCCAGCUCGUUGCACCCUAAGGCCCUAUUGGAAGCCUUCAGCCCUGCAGAGAGCCUGGCUGUACAACAAUACUGCAAAGAGAGGAAGGCGCUCCAGAACCUUCAGCAGAGACCGCAGCAGCCUCAGCCACCUGGACCUCUCAGAGGGGAUUUGGCUAAACUGAAGCCUCUGCUUGACCGGAGGAAGAGCCGCAACCGUCGCAAUCACCUCCCAGAGGUCUGACACAGGGAGACUGGCAGCUGAUAUACACAUCUUCCUUUGUUCCUUUCCAGGCAAUUACACAUCCUCAUUUUCCAACUCUCAUCUCAAACUGCAGAGCUCCACUAUGGAUAUACAGUAAAAUGAGGAGGUGGGUGCGGAAAGCUGUUAUUCUGCAAUAUCUUCUUUUCUUCGACAGAUUGCAAGAGUGAGGCACUGUGACCAGAUGGCUGUGACUUUCACUAAUACACAUGCACAGGCACCAACAAGCCAUUCAUUUGCUGUCACAGUCACACCACAAACUGAAGUGGCCCUCUUCUGAGUGCCAUUAAUAAACUGUGCUCUCAGCUGAUAUUGCUUACGAUUAUACAACUUGACUCGCAGCUAUUGUCAAUGAUCUUAUCCUAUUUUAAAUAUUAGAGGGGAAAUUGAGCCGGCCGUACACUGGCUCACAAUGGAGUUGUUCUUUGUUGAAAGAAAUAGGGAGGUAAUUUGAUCAAGAUAACAAAUAGUGGAGAUUGAAAAGGGACAAAAGGGAGACAGACGCAUGUUUGACAGUGAGUGCCCUCUCUUGGCAUUAUACUAGUAUUUUAUUAGAUUCUACCCACAUUUAUAUAUAUUUACUUUUUGACUAACAAAGUUGUACUCUCUUCAUUGAAAAGUACAAGGCUCUGUGUGCUCAUGUGGGAUAAUAUAAAGUCAAUUUGUGAACGCACUGUCUACAAUAGCACUGCCCAUACAGUGCACAGAUGGCAAGCAGCCCCA
This is a messenger RNA of Scomber japonicus (chub mackerel), 3123 nucleotides long. It is a transcript of the gene sema3c, whose product is annotated as sema domain, immunoglobulin domain (Ig), short basic domain, secreted, (semaphorin) 3C. Gene Ontology annotation, biological process: negative chemotaxis; negative regulation of axon extension involved in axon guidance; axon guidance. The coding region runs from base 88 to 2382 and encodes 764 amino acids. The transcript is spliced from 18 exons. Gene Ontology annotation, molecular function: semaphorin receptor binding; chemorepellent activity. NCBI's taxonomy places the organism in Eukaryota, Metazoa, Chordata, Actinopteri, Scombriformes, Scombridae. The record is from RefSeq and is a predicted model, not a curated record.